AUGGGGACUCCUCGAUCGCCGGCGACAGAUUUCUUCGGAAUUUCCAAGACAGCAUGCAAAGCUUACAAGUCCCUCGUCACCAAAUUAAAUCCUGUUUCUUCUCAUCGCAAAACCGAAUCCCACUCCGACGCAGAUUCCGUACUCCACCGGAGAUAUCUGGAGGAGAAAUUUGCGGAGGAGGAUGAUCUGAUUGCUGCUCGGAGAGGUCUCCGAUUACAGAGCAUGGACGAUAGCGCCGUCUUCAAACGCCGCUCCUCUCUCCUAUCAAGCUCAAGUACCCGCCGCAGCCACACGCCGCAAGCUCGACCAACUUACCUCUCCUCCUCCGCCUCUUCCAACCGCCGAUCUGUUUUUUCCAGAAGCACCAGCCGCAGAGACGAAGGCAGCAGCCACGGCGGCGUAGGGAGGACGCAUGGUCUUAAAUCACGCCCGGUCUCGAACAACGCGAGCCCGAAGACGUCGCCGAGAGGGAAAGAUCAAACGCUAGGCGAUCUAUUCGGCUCCGUACAGGGCCUGACGUCUCCUCCAAGCUCUAGCCCUAUAAGCGGCGUGAAAGUAUCUUCUCCGUCUUCGAUCUCGAAGAGCGGUAGCAAGAGAGAUAAAGACGAGAGAAGCUCGGCGACGUCGAUAUCAAAGAGCGCUAGCAAGAGAGACAAAGAAGACAGAGGCUCGGCGACGUCGACGUCGACGUCUGUGCCGUUUUCGAAGAGCACGAGCACGAGACAAUCGGGAGGGUCGAUUGGGAAGAGCGUAAGCCGGAGGAGCAACACGCCGAUCGUUUUCUCGCAGUCGACACCGCCGAAAAAGCCGCCGGCAGUGGAGAAGAAGCUUGAGUGUACGUUGGAAGAACUCUGCCACGGCGGAGUCAAGAACAUUAAGAUCAAUAGAGACAUCAUCACCGAUGAAGGAUUGAUUAAGAAGCAAGAAGAAAUGUUAAGAGUGAACAUUAAACCGGGAUGGAAGAAAGGGACGAAGAUCACAUUCGAAGGAGUAGGGAACGAAAAACCGGGUUAUCUACCGGAAGACAUUACUUUCGUGGUUGAAGAGAAGAGACAUCCUCUGUUCAAACGACGCGGAGAUGACUUGGAGAUUGCGGUGGAGAUUCCUCUUCUAAAGGCUUUAACGGGAUGUAAACUCUCGGUGCCGCUUUUGAGUGGUGAGUCAAUGUCGAUAUCUGUGGGAGAAGUGAUCUUUCAUGGGUUUGAGAAGGCGAUUAAAGGUCAAGGUUUGCCAAAUGCUAAAGAAGAAGGGAAACGAGGAGAUUUGAAGAUAACGUUUUUAGUGAAUUUCCCGAAAGAGUUGAGUGAAGAGCAACGAUCAAUGGCUUGUGAGGUUUUGAAAGAUUGUUCUUGGGAAUAA
Messenger RNA from Microthlaspi erraticum, 1359 nucleotides. The record is from the annotation of a GenBank genome assembly. Lineage: Eukaryota; Viridiplantae; Streptophyta; Magnoliopsida; Brassicales; Brassicaceae.